AUGGGAAGCACAAUGGUUGAGUUCAAGAACCCCGCUACCGCCACCCUCCUCGAGGCCGUCAAGACCCGCCGCACCAUCUACGGCCUCAAGGCUGAGAGCCCCGUCUCCGACGACACCAUCGAGGCCAUUGUCCGCGAUGCCGUCCUGCACGUGCCCAGCUCCUUCAACACCCAGACCUCCCGCGUCGUCCUGCUGCUGAAGGAGGAGCACCAGAAGGUGUGGGACAUUGCGCUCGAGGCUAUGGAGGGCCUUGUUGCUGCUGGUGCCCUGCCCAAGGAGGCGUACGAGUCUCACACCAAGCCUAAGCUCGAGGGGUUCCGUGCUGCUUAUGGAACUGCUCUCUUUUUCGUCGACUACGACUCUCUCAAGGACAUCAAGGAGAAGUUUGCGGCCUACGCCGACAAGUUCGAUCCUUUUGCUCUUGAGUCCAACGCCAUGUCUCAGUACCUUGUCUGGACCGCCCUCGCCUCUGAAGGCUUCGGUGCCAACCUUCAGCACUACAGCCCCCUCAUUGACGAGCAGAUCACCAAGCAGUGGAACAUUCCCGCCAGCUGGAAGCUCGAUGCCCAGCUCGUCUUUGGCACUCCCACCUCUCGUCCCAUGGAAAAGACCUUUGCUCCCAUCGAGGACCGCUUCAAGGUCUUCGGCAAGUCCGCAUAG
Aspergillus mulundensis is the source of this 660-nucleotide messenger RNA. RefSeq lists its product as uncharacterized. Gene Ontology annotation, biological process: cellular response to oxidative stress. Lineage: Eukaryota; Fungi; Ascomycota; Eurotiomycetes; Eurotiales; Aspergillaceae. Bases 1 to 660 code for a protein of 219 amino acids. The record is from RefSeq and is a predicted model, not a curated record. The transcript has 3 exons.